AUGGACUGUCAAACUGGAGCCCGGGCGGCCGAAUCAGACGGCCGUGCUCAGCUGUUUGAGAGGCUGGCUGCCCGUGACGCAGCUCGAAAGGCCGAACUCCUCCAAAAGCGUCGGGAACGUCAACGGCAAAUCGGUGAAACGUCUAAUCGCGAGAUCACCCUACCGCCUCUAAACUUUCCAUCAACCGCCUCCACAACAGUCCUUGAUGGCGCCGCCACCGGUGUACAUUUCGUGGCGAACACACCUGCUAACUUCCUGGAGAAUUUAAGUCGCGCCAAAAGUGAUGUGCUUUAUCGACUCAACGAACUGGGCGCAGCGGACAGCCGGGGCGAUAUCCAACUGCCCACCCCUGAGAAAACAAAAGUUGGUCCGAUAUGCGUCUCAUAUUUGUGGAUAUUAUGGCUACUUUUUUCCUUUAAGUAGGUAGUGUAAUGUUGCCUCAACUGGGUGCUCACUUCUGUUCGUUUGCAGGCCCUAGAUGAAAUCCUCUCGCAGAUUGAAGAGUUGCAGCGCUGGUUCUCUGAAUCGUCCGCCCAUCUCAAGCCGUUCCACACUGAACAAGCAAGGUUAGAAUUGGACGUAAGUUCUCUUUAGGGAGGUGCUUUCCUGUCUUCUCUCAUUAAAGUGGACGGAACUCAGGGUGAUUGCACUUAAACAAAACCUACGCAUCACUAAGGAGUUGGUUUAAUUAAACCUUAGUUAUCUCACUUGAAAAUCGAUGGCAGUGAGAAAAUCAAUGCCGACAAGGGACAGGGGUUUCUAGUUGUAAGGGACAUAGACUUGGUUGUGUCCGACUUGAAGUCGUUCGAAUUAACCUUACCGUUGAUUAUUGUGUCUGAAGAUGGUGGUCGCUUUUUAAAUAACCCCAUUUUUUACCUGCCUAUAGAUUAUAUUUUGUCUUGGGAUCUGUCACAAUUGGGUUAUACCAAGCUACAAAAAAUGUCUAUGAGUACUAUUUAUCUUUUCACCACUUUGUCCUAUCGCACGCCUCUCUGGUUUCGUUUUGCCCGCCAGUUCAUCGCGUUCUACUUAAUCUGUGUGAUUCUACGGGUCAUCGAACGGUUUCCAUUCAUAGGUCGAUCCGUUUAGUGGAGGAAAACAAAGGCGAAACGUAUUUUUCAGCGAUCGAGUCUCGGUCUGUCGGUCUGCCGUGUUUAUUUUCAUAGGCGAUCCCGUAAAGCCACCCAACCGAUAAUGCUAACUUAAUAUCAAGUGCCUUAGUGAACACGUUUUUGACCAUACCAACAAAAAAUAAAAGUCUGUCUCCCAAUGGCUUAUCGCCGCGAGACACUUGGGCGUGACCGUCUUCAUCGCUCCUAAUCUGCUUUUUCUGUUAAAAGGCAUAGGGGGAGACUAAGGUCAUAAUAAGGACGAUCUUUGUAGUACAAUAUCUCAGUGCGGAAAGCUUGAUAGUCCUUUAAACGGGCCACACAGUAAGUGCACUGAAUCAACAUGGGAUCUGAGCCGACCCCCUUUUUGUGUAAAAGUCUGGUCAGUUGUACGUUGUAGACCAGGGGGUGUAAAUUUUCGGCGUGCCGGCUACAUGUGCCCUCACUCGCCCCCGGUCUUCUUGAUUCCGUCUUGACACCCGGACCUGGACGGGGUGCAGUAGAUGCUGUGUAAGUCCACAUCCACUGUAAGCUAGUUCACGCAAAAGUCACCGUUCCUACUCCGCCUUGGUAUGGAGCACACAAUGGACAUCGUCGGAAACAACGGUUGGGCUGGAUAAGAGAGAUUUACGUGACCUUUUUAUGUAUCUUAAUUGCAGGAGCUAAAGUCCAAGUUUCAGGAAGCUCGGGAAGCCCUCUUUCCAAAGAAAAAGUUCGCGUUUGGCGCAAAAGCUUCUAGAGCCAACCGGAAGGCUCCAACGGUGGGCAGUCCCCGCAAUUCCACUCAAAAAACUACCUCGGAACAGCAUCAGCAACGAACCCAGCUUUCUGAGCCUCCGCCGAAGUACAGUUUCUCCAAUCUCUCUGACUGCCAUAACUUGCGACUACCAGCACGUGGCGAGCCCGAGGAUGCGCUGCUGGGCCAGUCCAUCUACCUCUCCAACCUUGAGCACUGUGUGAUUUACAUUGAGGGUGUCGCCGGAAACCUGAUGGUUCACAGUCUCCGUGGAUGCACCGUCUACGCUCAGCCGGUGGCCAGCUCCAUUCUGCUGCAGGAUUGCGUAAACUGUCACUUCGUGCUCGCCUGUCGGCAGCUGAGGGUGCAUCAGACGACUAACAGCCGUUUGGACAUCUUUGUCGCCAGUCCGCCCAUAAUCGAAGAUUCGACCAAUCUGCGACUGGCGCCCUACCCGCUGGGGGCUGCUCACUCUGACCGCUUUACCGCCGCCCUGCUGGCCGCCAAACUGGCCGACACCUCAAACCACUGGUGUUACGUGCAGGACUUUAGCUGUCCCACAUUAGUGCCUGCAGUAGGCACCUCGGACGCUGCGCCGGCUCCCAAUUCUCCCAACUGGAGUCUCGUACCAGAGGCGGAGUUUAUUCAGACGGACAUUCCCAGAUGCCCGGAAAGCUGA
Spirometra erinaceieuropaei is the source of this 2524-nucleotide messenger RNA. NCBI's taxonomy places the organism in Eukaryota, Metazoa, Platyhelminthes, Cestoda, Diphyllobothriidea, Diphyllobothriidae. The record is from the annotation of a GenBank genome assembly.